Messenger RNA from Moneuplotes crassus, 1185 nucleotides. NCBI's taxonomy places the organism in Eukaryota, Ciliophora, Spirotrichea, Euplotida, Euplotidae. The record is from the annotation of a GenBank genome assembly.
GGAGUAUGGAAGUGGAUUUAGGGAGCCAACAAAAACAAAAAGAAAGUCUUCAGGAAUCAAUAAAACAGUUUGAAAUUUUCCAAAAAGAAAAGGAUUUACUGAAGUGGGAUACCUCCAAAAGGAGCCAAGAGAGAUAUAGAAAAUAAGAGGAAAAUGAUGAAGAAGCCAGUGAUCAAUCAUAAGGUCAUCAACUCCCCUUUCUCAGAACUCCAGGAUAUACCACAAAAGGAAACAAACUCUACCUUUCGUAGGGAAAAUAUUAGAAAUAUUCAUUUUUCUAAAUUUAAUCAGGAAUCUAUUAAGAAUUCAGACAAAUUCUCAAAAUAUAUGCGAUCUAAAUUUGGGUUGGGCAAUCUUCGCCAAAAAGCGCUGCAGGACGUACAACAAAUUCGAGAAGGAAUGAGAGAAAAUCAUGGAAAUGUGGGACUUUCAUUGCAUCAAAAUUCUCCAAGCCUGCAUACCAAAAAAGCUAGCUUUAAGAGAACUCUUGAAAAUUUUGGGCAUAGGUCUAAUAGUAUUGGAAUUUGCGACCAACAAGCAAAUAAUAUUUCCAUAUUUAAUUCACCUAAGAAGAGAGAGAAUAUUACUGAUACAAUGGCUUCAUCAAAUCAAUUUUUCUCCACAAGAAGCCUCUCCUUAUUUCAAGAAAGCUACGCGUCCAAUAAGAAGAUUUCAGUUCCGAAAAGCCUUAAGAAAAGCUCUAAGUUCAGGGAAAGAAGGAAUAAAUUAGCUAAAAUACCAGCAAAAUUAUUAAAGAAGUUAGAAAUAAAGGCUAAAAUGAGAAAUUUACAGAAUUCUUUAGUGAAUAGCACAGGUGCAAUGACUUAUAACUCAAAUUUCAAGUUACAACAAUCAGUAAUAAUAUCUCAGACCCCGAAAAAGAAAGAAUUUCCUCUUUUGAGUAAUACAAACUCUAUCGAAAAUAUGCAAAUCCCAGACCUAUGAAAUCUAAAACCCCAAAAUAGCCCAUUAAAAUUAACCUCCAAAAUUUCCCAGAACCCAAUUUCCAAACUCCCCAAAAACCCAGAAAUCAGCACUUACAAGCUCUCCACCUACAUCACCUCAGAACCCACCCCUAAACUAAAAUUUCCUUCCUACCUCUCUGUUGACGUAAUGUCAAAAUUCGUUUCUAAGCUCCUCCGCAAUAAGGAUUUACCCCAGUUCGCGCACAGAGUUCCCAAGUAA